AUGAAGUCGUCAAAUAGUAUUAACAUCGGUAACGGUAACAAUUGUACAGAAAAUCGUAAAGCAGCAGCAGCAACAACAACAACUUCAUUCACGUCGUCGUCAUUGUCGUCUGCUAACAACAUAAACAAGAGUAUUACGAAGGCAAACACCGUAUUAAUUAAACCAUCAAAAGUCGAUAAGAAUGAUGCCAAACGUCAAGAACAACAAUUAAAUGAAUUUAUUCAACCGGCUAAUUCAUUUUUCAUAAAUAGUGCAUCAACAUUUCAAUCCGAAACUUCAUCAUCCACAUUUCAAUUUGAAUUAACACCAAAGACAAUCAAUCAAAUUAAUCAUUAUCAAUCGAAUACUACUACUCAACGUCGUCCACGUCUACAAUGGACUAAACGUCAUGGAUCAUCGAAAUCAAAAAGUCAUAGUUCAAGUGCAACUUCUUCAAUAGUUUUUCUCCGUUCAUCUAUUGAUGUGAAUGCAACAAUGACAACUACUACUAUGACAAACGACAGUUCUAAUAUGCCUGACAUUUCCAUAACGGAAAUGACAAAUCAAGAUUUUCAGGAUCAAUAUCAGCCUUAUAUGGAGAAAGUUUUUCAAAAAAGUAACAAUCAAACUGAUGCUACUCAAAUAUUAAAAAGUAAUAGUAUGAAUUUUGUCACUGAUACGAAGCAUAAUAACCAUGCUGAUUAUGAAAAAGAUAAGGUAUUUGUUGAUCAAGCAAGUCAAGUUCCAUUAGACGAUUCUACAGAAAAGAAAACAAUCAAAUCCGCAACACCUUAUAAAAAAAUUAAAUCAGCUACUAAACGACCAACACAACCAAGUGCCACUUCAAUAACAACACAACCCAUAAUAUCAACAUCAUCACCAAAUCGAAGUACAUCACAGAAUGAACUAAAUACAAUAACGGCAACACAAAAGUCUCUAUCAACAUCGACAAAAGUCGAUGAUAAUAACGCAGCGAAAAAUCUCAUAACUAUAGAUACAAGUAAAGCUCGAUCUAAUCUUGAAGUUGUUCGAUUCUGUAUUAGAGAACUUGGAUGGAGAGAAUGUUUUAUUAGUACAAAUGUUGAUUCUGAUAUCUAUUGGCAUUCGUCAUCAUUUCAUGAAGGAAAUAUAAAUUUUGCAUUCAAUUCUGGUCGAGUCAAUAAAUUUCCCGGCAUGAAUGAUUUACUACGUAAAGUUCAUUUAACUCGUUUAUUGAAUAAUAUGCGAUUAUUAUUUCCGAAUGAUUUUGAUUUUUAUCCAAAAACGUGGUUUCUUCCUGAACAAGCUCAACAAUUUAAAGAUGAUGUACGCUAUAUACAUCAACAAGAUAAAAAACAUAAUCGAUCGUUAACAACAUUUAUUAUCAAACCGUCAGAUGGUUCACAAGGCGAAGGUAUUUAUUUACUUCGAGAUCCAGCUCAUUGUAUUGUUACUAAUCGUCAACAUGUUGCACAAGAAUAUAUCGAUCGACCAUUAUUAAUCAAUGGACUUAAAUUUGAUUUAAGAAUUUAUGUUCUCAUUCUUAAUUUAUAUCCGUUGGAAAUUUUUCUUUAUGACGAAGGACUUGUUCGGUUUGCUACUGUUGGUUAUAAGGCUCCAUCGACAGAAAAUCUUCAUCAAACAUAUAUGCAUUUAACAAAUUAUUCUUUAAAUAAACAUAGUGCUAGUUAUAAACAUACAAGCGACAAUAAACAAGGCGAAGGUAGUAAACGUAAAUUAACUUCAGUUUGGAUACAACUAUCGAAUAUAUAUGGUGCCGAAAAAAUCGAACGAACAAAAACAUUAAUUACAGAAAUGAUUAAUAAAACUAUUUUGGCUAUUUUACCUGAACUUCGUGUUGAAUAUGAAUUCGAAUUACCCUUAGGAAAAAAACAAAAUAUAUCGUGUUUUCAGAUUGUUGGCUUUGAUAUUAUUUUAAGUGAUCAUUUAAAACCAAUUUUACUUGAAGUUAAUGCAAAUCCUUCACUUCGUAUUGAUUUCGAUAAAGAAAAUGAAGCAGGUAAAUUAAUGAACUAUUUUCUGGACAAUAAACGUCACCGAUUAAUUUCAGGAAAGUUAACUUAUCAAUCAAGUCCAAUCGAUGAAGAAAUUAAAAAACCACUAGUAUUAGAAACACUUAAAUUAGCAUUACCAAAGAAAAAAUUACAUACAUUUGCACGUCAUGCUCAAUUACAAGUGAACGAUGAACUAAUGGCUCAACGUGUUGAAAAAGUAGCUCAACGUCGAGUAGAAGAACGUACGGAAAAAAUAAAAAGUGCUCGAAAAACACGUUUCGACUUAAAAUCGAAUCCAUUCUUUUCGCGACCAUCUGAUACUGUCACAAAAGAAUUUAUGCGUUUACAACAAGAACAACAAGAACAAUUGCAACAACAGAAAGUUCUCAUUUCCUCGCCAGCACAUCCAUCACAAUCAAAUCAUGGGUCAUAUAUGUCAAGUCCACAAUUAUCGAGCCAUUUCGAUGGAAAAUCAAAAAUAAUAAGUCCGAAAAUAGUGAAAAAAACAAAAAAAUUAAUCGAUUCAACCGAUGAUGACGAAAGUGGAACGCCAGAAGCACGAAUGAUUGAAACGAAUCAAACUAUUCGUAGUAGUCUAUAUCCGGUAACUUCAUCUCCAAUAAAACGAUCAACUCUUAAGUCUGCAUCAAAUCGUUCUGUAACAACAACAGAAGCAGCUGUUGUUGGACCAAUUAGAAAACUUAAAAUGAUUUUUCCUCUUACGUAUAAAACCAAAUAUCGACAUUUAUUUCUAUUAGAUAAAAUUGCUUAUAUUUAUAUACAACUUGUUAUUAUGCUUGGGCAUAAAACAAUGACCGGAGCACAAUUUCGUAAUUUUGCAAAGUUUGCUGAAAUUAUCAUUUAUGUAAUAGCAAAUGAUAAUAUUCUUUUUAUUUUAUGUCAUAGUGUAUGCGGUAUUAUUAAUGAAACAAUUACAGCACCAACAAUUGAUAUACUCUAUUAUCAAAUACUACGAAAAUGGCAACAAUUUGUUUUACGUACUACUUCAGCAGGUUUACCAUUUACGGCUUUUAUUGAAGCAUUUUUUCUAUUAUCACAACGUAAAUUUCCCAGUUCUCCUUCUUUACUUGACAGCGUCAGUCAAUUAGUCAAUACUUGUAUUCGAAAUUUAAAUUCAUGUUUACAAGCUCCCUCAUCGCCAUUGAUUCAACAAUCAAAUCAAUAUCUCCUUCAUCGUGCAUCUCGAAUUAAUAGUUCAACAAAUCCAUCCUCAAUGAAUAAUCGCUCGACUGCUGUAACACUUCGUUCAACAACGGGAGCAAUACACCGUACAAUAAAUGCACCGUCUUCUGCUCCCACACCAAGAACUCACCAGACAACUCCAUCAGCAACAGCUAUAACAAAGAUAAAUAAUGAUGAGAAACCUAAACAAUCAGCAAAAAGUGUUUUUCCUCUUUUUUUCAAUGUUUUAUAA
This is a messenger RNA of Rotaria socialis, 3408 nucleotides long. The record is from the annotation of a GenBank genome assembly. NCBI's taxonomy places the organism in Eukaryota, Metazoa, Rotifera, Eurotatoria, Philodinida, Philodinidae.